Messenger RNA from Momordica charantia (bitter melon), 2095 nucleotides. Its product is annotated as AAA-type ATPase family protein / ankyrin repeat family protein. NCBI's taxonomy places the organism in Eukaryota, Viridiplantae, Streptophyta, Magnoliopsida, Cucurbitales, Cucurbitaceae. Gene Ontology annotation, molecular function: protein binding; ATP binding; ATP hydrolysis activity. The record is from RefSeq and is a predicted model, not a curated record.
AUCCAUGGAAAAUAGCUGCGAAGCAAAACAGGCGCCAAGGAACGUGGGUAUGCAACUGGCCUCUAUUAUCGCCACUUGGGUUCUCCCAAAAUCCACAAAAUUUUCUCCUUUUUUUCUUUCCCAGUAGAAUUCUUUCGCCCGCCAUCCACGCCCCUUCCGCCAUUUCUUAAUUUCUUCCCCGUUUCCCUCUCCUUUCCCCUGCACAGAUCUCGGUCUUCUGUCUUUCCUCCUUCCAGAAUUCGCUCUCUCGUGCAGAUCUUGCAUUGGCUCUCUCUGGAUUCGUUUCUGUUUCUGGGGCGGCUCUUUUGAUUUUUUACUGGACCCCCAUCUGGCCCGAUUGCCGUGAUACCCACUUAAGGAUCCUCACUCGUCGGGUCAGGGUUUCAAAAGCUUGAUUAAGAACAGGGGGUGACCAUUUGGUGUUUCAUUAGCCAUAUUCAAUUUGAAGAUAUGCAGAAGCCUCAAGAUCAACGGUCAAGGUCUAGCAAACCCAGCACCAUUCAUAGCUAUGCUCAGUAUGGGGACGUUCUUGGCCUUCAAAAGCUGCUCCGGGAAAAUCCCAGUCUUCUUAACGAUAGAAAUCCUUUUAUGGGACAGACACCACUUCAUGUUUCUGCAGGCUAUAACCGGGCUGAGAUAGUUAAAUUUCUUCUUGCCUGGCAAGGUCCAGAAAAGGUUGAGUUGGAAGCCAAAAACAUGUAUGGGGAGACUCCCUUGCACAUGGCAGCAAAAAAUGGGUGCAAUGAUGCAGCACGGGUGCUACUCGCUCAUGGCGCUUUUCUUGAAGCCAAAGCCAAUAAUGGGAUGACACCAUUACACCUCGCUGUUUGGUAUUCGCUCCAAGCUGAAAACUGUGACACUGUCAAGACAUUGCUUGAAUAUAAUGCCGAUUGUAGUGCGAUGGAUGAUGAGGGUAUGACUCCGCUAAACCAUCUGUCCCAAGGCCCAUGUAGUGAAAAGUUGAGGGAAUUGUUGAACCAGCAUUUAGAAGAGCAGAGAAAGCGAAAAGCAAUCGAGGCAUGCAGUGAAACUAAAGCGAAAAUGAAAGAACUCGAAAAUGAGCUCUCACAUAUCGUGGGUCUGCAUGAGCUCAAGAUUCAACUUCAGAAAUGGGCUAAGGGAAUGCUUUUAGAUGAGAGACGCAGGGCCUUAGGCCUCAAAGUUGGCGCCAGGAGGCCCCCUCAUAUGGCAUUUCUUGGAAAUCCUGGAACAGGUAAGACUAUGAUAGCUCGAAUACUUGGAAAAUUGCUUCACAUGGUUGGCAUCCUGCCGACCGAUAAGGUAACAGAAGUACAGAGAACAGAUUUGGUUGGCGAAUUUGUUGGUCAUACUGGUCCGAAAACCCGAAGGAAGAUCAAAGAAGCAGAGGGCGGAAUUCUUUUCGUUGAUGAAGCCUAUCGACUGAUCCCAAUGCAGAAAGCAGACGAUAAGGAUUAUGGUUUGGAAGCACUGGAAGAGAUCAUGUCUGUCAUGGACAGUGGGAAAAUUAUAGUCAUAUUUGCUGGUUACAGGGAACCGAUGAAGCGUGUAAUAGCUUCAAACGAAGGAUUUCAGCGACGGGUAACCAAAUUUUUUCAUUUCAACGAUUUUAGUCCGGAAGAGUUGGCAAAGAUUCUCCAUAUCAAGAUGGACAACCAAACAGAGGAAAGCUUGUUAUAUGGCUUUAAGUUGCAUCCUUCUUGCACCACGGAAGCCAUUUCAGAGCUGAUAGAGAGAGAAACUCAAGAAAAGCGCCGUAAGGAGAUGAACGGCGGUUUAGUCGAUCCAAUGCUCGUAAACGCGAGAGAGAACUUGGAUGGUAGGCUGAGUUUUGACUGUAUAGACACAGAAGAACUCUGUACUAUUACAAUGGAUGAUUUAGAAGCAGGCCUUCGUUCGCUAACACAGUGAUACUUGGUUGGUACAUUGAAAAAUAUUCAAUUUCAGAUGCUGUUACAGCCAUUCUUUGUGCGGUGAUGGGGGCUGAGAUUUGGAGCUGUAGGCCUCUCUGAUAUUAUCCUGCUGGGAGAUCUAAGUGUUUUUGUAUUCUCUUUGUAAUUCAACGAUUUUUGAUGCUUUUGUAUGUUCUGAUUCAUUUUCUUGCCCAUUCUUUUGA